AUGAGCCGUAGCGUAUACUUUGGAGCUGGCGGAGGUGGUGGAGGUGGAGGAGGUGGCGGAGCUCAAAGUGUGUACUUCACGCCGGGUGCAGCCGGAGGAGGUGGCGGCGCGCCUAAAGCACCUAUGGGAGGCGGUGGCUACGGUGGAGGAGGAGGCGGUGGCGCCGGAGGUGCCACCAGUGCAUACAUGAUGCCUGGAGCAGGUGGCGGAGGAGGAGGCGCGCAAAGCGUGUACUUCACACCUGGAGCAGGUGGCGGAGGAGGAGGAGGAGGAGGAGGUGGCGGAGGAUACUUUUCGGUACCAGGGAGUGCUGGUGGUGCUAAGGCAGUCGAUGUCGAGCCGAAAACUGCCAUUGGGGCACCCCGAGACGAUACGAGAACCGCCAUACGACCAGUAACGGACGAAACAAGGACUGCAAUACGACCUGUGAUGGGCGACGAGACUAAAACUGCCAUUAGGCCUGUAACGGACGAAACAAGGACCGCCAUCCGACCUGUAAUGGAUGAAACAAAGACUGCGAUACGACCCGUGAUGGGCGACGAGACUAAAACCGCUAUUAGGCCUGUAACGGACGAAACAAGGACCGCCAUCAGACCUGUAAUGGACGAAACAAGGACUGCGAUACGACCCGUGAUGGGCGACGAGACUAAAACCGCUAUUAGGCCUGUAACCGAUGAAACAAGGACUGCGAUACGGCCUGUGAUGGGCGACGAGACUAGAACUGCUAUAAGGCCUGUAACAGACGAAACUAGGACUGCGAUACGACCUGUGGCCAUGGACACGACAAAGACUGCAAUUCAGCCGGUUGGUGGCAAAGGGUUCUUCGGAGUUACGCCUGCAGGUGGAGGUGGGGGUGGUGGAGGCGGUGCUCAAAGCGCCUACUUUGGAGUCGGCGGCAGCGCACCAGGAGGAGGCGGAGGAGGGUUUGAUGGAGCUCGUAGUUCUUACUUCGGCGUCGGUGGUGGUGGUGGUGGCGGAGGAGGAUGUUCAAAGCCGGCAGGAGGAGGAUACAGUGGCGGAAUGGCGGGCGGUGGUGGAGCCGGGGCACAAAGUGUAUAUAUGGCGGCUGGAGGUGGAGCUUGCGGCGGCGGCGGCGGAGGAGGAGGAGGAGGAGGAGGAGGAGGAGGAUUUGAUGGUGGAGCACGAAGUGCAUACUUUAUGCCUAAGUAG
This is a messenger RNA of Necator americanus (New World hookworm), 1170 nucleotides long. RefSeq lists its product as uncharacterized. The transcript is spliced from 9 exons. The record is from RefSeq and is a predicted model, not a curated record. The coding region runs from base 1 to 1170 and encodes 389 amino acids. Lineage: Eukaryota; Metazoa; Nematoda; Chromadorea; Rhabditida; Ancylostomatidae.